AUGGCAUCGGGAGUUAAAGUUGAUGCUGCUUGCAAACAAGCAUAUGAUGAUUUACAUAAUAAACACCUCCAUUCAUAUCUAAUUUUUCGAAUUUCUGAUGAUGAUACAACUAUUAUUGUUGAGAAAAAGGGAGAGAAAAAUGCACCAUAUUCCGAAUUUGUUAAGGAAAUGAAAAGUUUAGUUGGAGAUGGAAAACAAUGCAGAUACGCAUCAGUUGAUGUCCAAGUAGAAGUUCAGCGACAAGGGGCUGAAGGGAUAUCACGAAUUUCGAAAGUUAUAUUCGUUCAAUAUUGUCCAGAUGAAGCUCCAGUUCGUCGUCGUAUGCUUUACGCUUCUUCUGUGCGUGCACUUAAAGCUACAUUAGGCUUAGAAAGUCUUUUGCAGAUUCAGGCUUCUGAACUUUCUGAUAUUGACGAGAAAGUGAUUAAACAUGAGGUAAAUUUUUAA
Messenger RNA from Meloidogyne enterolobii, 447 nucleotides. The record is from the annotation of a GenBank genome assembly. NCBI's taxonomy places the organism in Eukaryota, Metazoa, Nematoda, Chromadorea, Rhabditida, Meloidogynidae.